Messenger RNA from Naumovozyma dairenensis CBS 421, 2085 nucleotides. It is a transcript of the gene INP2, whose product is annotated as Inp2p. Gene Ontology annotation, cellular component: peroxisomal membrane. Gene Ontology annotation, biological process: peroxisome inheritance. The record is from RefSeq and is a predicted model, not a curated record. Bases 1 to 2085 code for a protein of 694 amino acids. Gene Ontology annotation, molecular function: myosin binding. The transcript has a single exon. Lineage: Eukaryota; Fungi; Ascomycota; Saccharomycetes; Saccharomycetales; Saccharomycetaceae.
AUGAGUAGAGACGAAGAAUUGCACCUAUCUGGGUUGCAAAUCUUUACGCCAUGGGCACAUCGAAAUAAUAAGUCGUCUAACCACUCAAUUAUGUCUGACAGUUACUCAUAUAGCACAGCACCAAGUGAUAUAGGUUCUCCCUUAGUCAAUUCGCCUUUAACAAAAUUUGUUGAUUGGGAAAAUACAGAUCCUAAAAUGACAUCAAAAAUUGGAAGCCGCGUUUCUUCACCUCGAACUCCAUGCAUCGAUAAGUUUUCUCGCCGCAUCCAAUUGAAAAAUCUCAUUGUUACUAUAUUCAAGACAAUCCCUAGCAGAUCUGAAGAACAAUUCCUUGAAGAAUUUAAAUAUCUCAUUGUUACCUGUCCAUUUCUGUAUGACCUUAACAAAGAAAAACCUUUAAAGCCAAAACAAUCUGUUUUCAAUUUUAAGAGAAAUAUUGAUGGCAUUACAACGUCACAUAAUUGCGCGGAUACCAUGACUUAUCUGCUACCUACGAAUUUGGGGCGCUUUAGGAAAUCGUCUGCUAAUAAUAGAUAUCAAUUGUACUCAACUAUAAAUUACCUAUCCAUUUUAUUAGACUGUCGAUUUAUAUUACGAAGAUUAAAGAGAAGAAAGCUACGAUCAAGACAGGAACAUAUUAUCAUGCAGAGAGUGGUUGUUAUGAUUUUGAUGUUGAUUUAUUUGGCCAUUGAACAGAGGUAUUGCCAUAUCGAAUAUUUAAAAUAUAGAAACAUACUAUCGUUAAAACUAUUUCUGAAUUCAUUACAAUAUUUUGAUGCUAUGUUGAAUAAAUUCCACUUGAGAUUCAAGGAAUUGUCUAUAUAUAAACCACUUUCAAUAGUGGAAGAAUUAAGAUAUAAUAAAAUAACAGAUACGUCAUCCAGCAAUUUAAUGACCGUCGAAGAACUCUUAAUUGCGUCCUUUGAUCAACUCUAUUAUCACCUUAAGCAUUCAAUUUACGAGCUGUUACCGAUUUCUAAUAUCCAUGAAAUAACUAAGUAUUGCGAAUUGUACAAUAUUAGUCUAACCGAUUUAUUCUAUUCAAUAAAUAGAAAAGUAUCAACCAUUGAGGAAAAAUCAUUCAGAGUUCGUCAUAUAAAGAGGUUGUUCCUUUGCAUUUUAUUAUCGAUACAAAGUCGAUUCCAAGCAGCUAAGAAUAUCUCUCCCUUAGAGAGCCCUCUUUCUCCUAUAUUUGCUGAAUUCAGCUCACCUAUUGAUAAUCAUGUUGCUUGCAUUAGUAAUAUACGACGAAUUGAAACUGUUACUAGAGCUUUAAGAAAAUUAAAUUGUACUCUUCAGGCUUUAUCUUCCACGAUGUCGGAUUAUAAACAUUACUUAUUAAUGUCCUCUGAGAUACCAGAUAUAUCAAUACAUUCCCCAUACCCAGAAAGUGAGAACCAACUCAACCAUACUCCGAGUCACAUUCAUCAGACUUUAAACGCUUUGAAAAAAAUAGAAACUAUAAUACUUUCUCAACCCUCCAAAGCUGGAAGGACAUCUGCUACUUCUUCUAUUUUACAUGAAGUAGAUAAAAUACACGAUAUUUGGUCCGGGGAACAAACUUGUGAAAUCGACGGUACGACAAGGAAGCAAGGAAAAUACGGCACAUCAUCGUCCAGUAGAAUAAUGUCACAAGGCUCCAAAAAUGGUUUCCAUUUAGACGUAUUCAAAACUACUCCCAAGCUACCGGAGCCAGUGGUCAAUAUAAAUGAAGUUGUUGAAUUCAAAACUGUUGCAGACCAAUAUGUACCUGAUGAUGAUGCUGAUGAGACUGAGCUGAGUUAUGGAUUUGAAGAUAAUGUAGACGAAGAAACACACGAAGAAACACACGAAGAAAUGGGUCAAUAUACACAUUUCAAAACUAUCAAACAAUUAACGGACGAGGAACUACGUAACCAAUUGAACGCCAAAAUUCAUAAAUUAUCAUUAGAAAACAAAAAGAGUCGUGAAACGCUAAGGACACAGAAGUCCUUUGAAUUAUUAAGACACCAUGACGAUGAUAGAAAAGUCCACACAUUAGGUAGAUAUCCAUUCAAAGAAGAGAGUAUUCCUGUCAUUUAUGAAUUAAAAAGAUACCACGAAUAG